CCCUCAUCAUCUCCGCCCUCCAACAACUUUCUCCCUCAACUUGUUUUUUGCUUCUCGACGAGAGUUGCAAAUCACAAAGGGUGUUGGAGAUUCUUUGUGUGCUUUGAGGUGUUGGGAUAUUGCACUGCCUGUCAGUGACAAAACCAUCUGGCGCUCCCCUUUGUCCUCCUGAAUCGGAGAACGGCCCCCAUAUUCCUAGGCUCUCACGCCCAUCUCAUCAAAACAGCGGCCUCUCUCUCAGCUCACCUUGUUGGAUGACAAUGUGACAACGCUCCUCACGAUUUCUUUUUUGACUAUUGCACAUUGACGAAUCCUUACCUCCUCAGCUACGAUUCUUCGACUUCUUCUCUUCAUCUUCAACCUGCGAACCCGAACGAUCUAACGUCACGCUUCCGCCCAGCUCCUGCAUUGAUCGACACAACAUUCAACUCCGCGACAUUUCCCACCCCACGGCCUACAGAGGCUCGUGAUGACCUCCAGUAUGAACUCGCUCAAGGUUCCCGAAAGCGGGCUGCAGCUGGAGGGCUCGACUGGCAAGGAUGCCAGCCUGCCUUCCCAGGCCUUUGCUGUCACCCUGAGUGAUAAUGUUAUUGAGGACAUGAUCAAAUGCGUCCAGAACGGAGAUGGCAUUCAACUUUCUCUUGGAGCCAAUCCCACCUUGCUCUUUGGUUCCAAAUCCCACGCCAUUGAGCCGCCCUCCGACUCGAACCCAUAUGAUCUUUACCUCACACGACCUUUCGAAUCGACACGAACUGCUGAAAAGAUACCAUACACCGGCUCUCUCUUUGAACAGCCAUCGGGCGCUACUUCGAAGAAACUGAAGACUGGCAAGACCGACAACACCACUGACGGCAAGCCCGCAAAGUCCAGCAAGAGCGCCCAAUCGGGACGAGAUUCUGACAUCGAGGCUCUUCAAAAUGGACUUGCGGCUCAUGCUGCUUCUCGGGAGAAGACUCGCGUGGUCGACAGGUUACCAGCGAAGAAGGCAGCUAUCAAGAGCAAAAGCAAAUUGCUCGACUCAACUCCACGAUCGAUCCCCCAGUCACCAGGUCAAGUUUCGCUCGGGUCCCUUACACCCAACCCUACGACAUCACAGCCCCUUGAUCGAGCCAAAGGAGACCGAGCCAUGCUGGUGCAUGAGCUCGCUGUGCAGGAUCGCUCAUUUGAUUACUUGGCCACGAAGUGGGAAGGCAAGGUGGAAGACAUGGAGCCGACGCUUCGAAAAGUUGCCGAUGAUCUCGACGAUAACAACAAAUGGUCACUGAAGAAGAAGUCCUGGAGAGACCUUGAUGUUUGGAAUUAUGAUUAUGAUACCCAAGAACUACGACAGAAGGCGAUCGACAACGCCGUUCGACAGUAUGAUAAGCAGAGAGUCACCAUCUCAGAGCCAGAGUGGGACAGACUACUACCCAAGGAGGAGCGAGGAACUGGCAAGAGUCUUAGCCGAGUGCAGGCUAAGAUUACAAAGACUGUCAGCGCGCCGUCAAUCAAUGUUGAAAUGGCGGAUGGAGGCACAACGCCUCGAGAGAGUGGGGAUUCUCAGGACGCCAACCGGCCAAGGGUUGGAGGAGAGGCUAUGUCGAGGUCCACCUCAAAUCCUCUUUCUACUAAGCCCAAGAAGCCCACUGCACAGGAGGCCCAGGUCAAGCGCCUCUUGGGUAAAUCCAAGGCUAAGACGGCUGCAUCAGCUGCAUCCUCCAAGCCGGCAUCCAAGGUGUCUUCGGCUAAAGCAUCUCCCACCAAGUCACGGCCCACCGCCGCGCCCAAGGCAAAUGGAGGAAGGGUUUUAUCGCAGGCCAUCAUUUCUAACUCGGACACCUCGGAAGAUGACGCUGCUCCUAUGGUCAAGCCUAAGCCGAAGGCUGUACCUAAACCGGCACCCAAGAUGAGGGACACGGUCGUUGCCAAACCUCGACCUGUGGUAAGGGAGCCGAUGAAGCAGCAGAUUACGGCCAAGCGACCUCGCGAAGAUGACGACUCGAGCUCGAGCUCUGGAACACCAUUGUCGAAGCGCAUCAAGCCCAAGCAGCCUCUUCCUGCCCCCCGACUUAAGCAUCGACCAUCGGACGCAAGCCAGAACUCUCGUGGAACUAUAACCUCAACCUCGAUGAAGAGCAAGAACACGUCCCCAACGAAGUCUUCUCCCCUGGCAUCAUCGCCACCCACCAAUGCCUCGGAUCUGGAGAAUGAGGCACCCGGUGCAUCAAUUGUUGCGAAGAAGCGCAAGGUCGAAGGCUUUAGCAAGGGUGGUGUCACAAAGCGACCUGCAGCAUCAAGGUUUUCUGAUGAUCUUGUGCAGAAGGCACAGGCCUUCAAACUAUUUUAUCAAAAGUAUGAGACGCUGCACCAUGAGAUUUCAGCGCUGGACAACCCUUCAAGCAGGAAACUGGGCCAUCUGAUGGAAAUGAGAGACCGACUGAAAACGAUGAAGAUGGAGAUUUACAGCGAAUGUCCCCCAGAGAGGAGCUAAAAGGCGGCAAUAAUACGACAGAACAAGGACAAGAUAAGGUGUGGGGGUUUGAUUUCAGCGGCGUACAGCAUCACGACCGGAUAACUUUUACAGUUGCAUUUUGCAUUGGGAAAACAGGAUCUGCAUGAACGAGCCACCUGUCGGACAGGAACGGAGCUCUCUUUGAUAUUUGCAUCGUUUUCCUUUUUCUUUUUUUGAUACCACAUGAGAAGACAAGAUAGGCCAAACGCGGCCAGAGACAAAGCCAAGCCAAGGCAGGCAGUUAGAUUAGGCAAAGCAAAAGCCAAACAAUACAGAAAAUGUUGAAUUGAAAUCAUGAUA
Molecule: messenger RNA, 2791 nt
Organism: Fusarium oxysporum Fo47
Lineage: Eukaryota; Fungi; Ascomycota; Sordariomycetes; Hypocreales; Nectriaceae
Exons: 3
Coding region: 470-2470 (666 amino acids)
Source: RefSeq, a predicted model, not a curated record